AUGUGGAAUAAAUUUGAGGCAUCAUCGAAUGAAGAUGAAACACUUGGAGAUUCAUUCUUUACUAAUGGAUUAUUUAAGAUAUCGAAUGAAAAUGAGAGUGACACAGAUCCAGUUGUAAUCUCUUCGAUUCAUAAUAAGAGCAUAAUUAUUGGUGUCGAUAAGAGCUUAAUAAUAAUUGAAGAUGAAUCAACACUGGAUUGUAAAUUUCUUUGCUUUGGCUCCGAAAUCAAUUGUUUUGCAUUUUCAUCGUGUGGAACUUAUAUUGUUUGCUGCCUAAGUGAUGGAAACAUCCAUGGAGUUCACAUUAAAGGAUUUCCGAUUUUUAAUUCGAUUAUUCAGGAAGAAGACAUUGAUUCGAAGAAAUCUUUUAUUGACAUUCAGCUUGUUAAUGAAGUACUGUAUGUCCUCUGUAAGAAUAGUAAGAUAUACAAAAUCAAAGGAAUCGAGAGAGAGUUGCUUUUGGAAAUAAGUAAUUUUGAUAAUAAUGCACCAUCUUGCUUGAAUGAAAGUAUUUUAGAGGCUAUUAAUGUAGUCCGUGUCAGCAAUAACCGUUGUACUUCUUUGGUCAAUUCAUUUUGUGUCCUUAAAGACAUUUCUAAUGACAUCUUUAUCAUUAGCUGUGAUGAAUAUAUAACAAUCAUUGAAGGAGAACAGACAUUUCACAUUAAGUAUAACAAGAAUUUAGGAGCAGUCAAGAAAUUAAUAAAUUUGGAAAGUUACAUCAUUGGAUUAACAGAAAAUGGCUCAUUGAUUGAAAUCUGUCCAUUUUCAAGAAUUUUAACAAAAAUCAAAUCAUUAAAAGACAGCAACAUGAUGGAUAUUGAUGAUUUAAGAGUUUUAGAAUCAAAUGAUCAAUAUAUUGAACUCUUGACAUUAUCAAGUUCUUUAGACGAGGAAAGGCAAAUGAAAGUUGUGGAUUAUCCGUCGUUAUACAUAAAAAGUGAAUUAAUUUUACCGAACGUUUCAUGGCUUGUUACUCAGCCAAAAUCAGCUAUUAAUAUGUAUUACAUUGAAGGCUACAAAAAUGGACGAAAUUUUCUUCAAAACAUCGAAAUAAAAUGCAUAACUGAAGCAGAUCCUGAACAGCGAUUCAAAAAACUCAUUUUACGAGGACAUUUUGAUGAGGCCGAAGAAUAUGCUAAAGGUUGUGACCUAAAAUUAGCACCUUUACACGAGGCACGAGUCAAGAAGACAUUAUUAGACAUGUCUCUAUUAAAAACAGAUGAAAAAGUCGAAGAUAAGUUUGAAAUUCUGAUGAAGCAAUUGGAGAAUAUUGAAGAUAAAGAUUUCCUUGUUUCACUUCGAUUAAGCAGUGAUAUUCCCGAUAGAUCAUGUUUAACAAGAUUUCUUGAGUAUUUGCAGCAAAGCAUAGACACAAUCAAAUAUUUUGAUGAAAUUAAUGAGAUCAAUGAGCUUUUAUUGAGAUUAGAAACAUUACGUUUAAUUGAUCCUUUUGAUACUAACUUACAAUGGCGUAAAUUUCUUCAUCAAAAAGAUAUGCAACGUGUAGCAAUGGAUUACUUUAAAAGUGAUGUUUUAUUGUCCUGUUUAAUUUGGUCGCGGCAUGCAACAUCAAUAAUUCCAAACUUGAAUUUAGAAAUGUUUUACCAUUGGCUCGAUGGCAUACGAUCAACUAUUGAACCAUUUCAAUUGGUUCAAUUUUUAAAACAUUUUGCAUCCUGCUUUCUUCAAAAUUAUCCUGAACAAACUUCAAAACUUUUUGACUGGUGCAUCGAACGAACUCGUGAUUUGCAAUUUUCAAUUGCUUGGCCAGAAGUUGGAUUAGAGUUUAUUAAUAAUAUUAAGACAAUAUUUGAAGAAAUUGAGUUCAUUUUUGUCGAUAUAAGACGAUCUUAUCAUUAUAAUAUGGAAAAGAUACUUAAAGUAAUUUUCAUUCUGGAGGAAAUUGUCGUAUUAAAGAAAAACUAUCACCUUACAAUGUCGUUUGAUGAUUACAGCAGAAAUUCACCAGAAGAAACGGCUUUCAAACUCCUCCAAAGAAUUCAAAUUAAUAAUCUACAAAAGCUAGUGAACGAAUUCAUUUAUCCAUUAUUUAUGGAACAUGGAUUAGUUCCUGAAGAAACAAUCGUGCAAUACAUUAAUUUCUUAGCUCGGAAUAAGAAUAUUGGAUAUUGGCAGGAACGAGCAGCUCUCUCUAUCGAUUUAUUAAAUAAUGAAGAAAAUCGAUUAAAUUGUGCCUUAUUAAUACUCAAAGUAUCCCCUGUGCCAUGGUCUGAUGCUGUUCUUCCACUAGCGAAACUUGGUACAACAAGCAGUCAUCCUUUAGCUAAUUUAAUUUCGAUCGAACAUAAAAAUCAAGCAAUUAAGAUUAUUAAAGUAAAGUAUGGUUGGCCAGUAGAUUACUUUGACUUGGAACAAGAUAGAAUUAAGUUAGCACAACGAAUUUUAAAAGUAAAUAAUCAAGAAAUGAUUGAAGAUAUUAGAAUACUCGUAAAGUCGUCACUAGAUAUUGCUCAUGAUGCUUAUUUCUACUUGAUGCAACGUCUCGUAGAUACUGGAAAACUAGAUGAGUUUGUUGAAUUUGUGGAUAGUAUUCAAAAUGAUGAGAAGAGCAAUGGAAUGUUUCAAAAAACUAUAAAUAUUUUCAUUGAGCUAGUCCAAGAUGAGGAUAUUAUGGAAACAAGUGAUACAAUGAUGAAUUACGUUGAAGCGUUAAAGUUCUUGUUGCAAAAAUUGAAGGAAAGCAUUGAUGAAUGUGAUUACAACUUUCAAAAUGAGAAAAUUAAUACAAUCAAAAACAUCUAUCAACUUAAGGAAUUUAACAUGAAUGUCAGCAUUAAGGACUUAAAAAAGGCUGAAAAUAAGUUUUGUUCAAUGAAGGCUUGCAUCAAAAAGGUUGUCGAAAGUGUCGUUGAUAGUAUGUCGAUUGAUACAAUGUGGAUUCAAGUGAAUUUACUAGCACGCAUAUUUAAAGAGAACCGAAUCAAAUUAUUAUUUAUGAUAUGUCAAGAACUGAACAACAUUUACAUUACUUGUAAAGUCAUCGAUUGGCUUUGUGAGUCUGAAGAACAUUUCAAGAAUGAAGACAUCAAAAAUGCCUUUGAAUUUGCAUCACUCAUGAUUUCGCAACUGAUAAUUUCUUUAGAAAAUAACGAUUUUCAAUUAAAACAAGUUUAUGAUCCUCUAGCAUUCCCACUUGCAUAUAAUCUUAUGUUAAAAUGUCUGGUAGAAUAUGAUUUGGUCUGUCAUACUGCAAUUUUGGAACUAAUGCGAUGGGUUAGUCUUAUUUGUCACUUUUAUCCACGGAAUGUUAUUGAUUCUACACGAGAUUCUCGAGUAAUCGAUAGCAGAGUUUUCGUAUCAAAAAAGAUGAAUGGAGAUUUGCAACAGAAUGGAGCUAAACGAGAAUCUCUUUCAGUAUUUGACAAUUUCGAAGAACUCAUUAUUGUCGAGCAGCCAAAACAAUUUGACGAUAAAUUGUCUUCAGUCGUGGAAUGCGUUUGUUCUGCAAUUAAAAUUAUUACUCUUAGUAUGCAUUCAGACUUAAUGCCUUAUACAUUAUUCCGAAUGUAUAGCAUCGAUCAAAAUAGUCAAAAUCAAAGAAUUAAGGACGAGUUCUUCAGCUCAUUGGAAAAAUUAUUGAAAUUGAAAUUGUGCAUUGAAGCAUUUGUUAUUACGCAAAUGAUUUUAUCCCAUCAAAAGAAAUUAAAGGCGAUGAUUAUUCCGCCUCAUUUUAUUACGACGGUGAACAAAAAGAUGUUGAAAUUCGUAUUGAGUCAAAAAGAUCCGGAAUAUUAUGAUGCAUUUAUUAUUUUUCGAUCGGAAAUCAAUAAAAAUGUAUGCCUUGAAUAUCUGAAAGAAUCAUUAAAGAAUAAUUCACAGCGCAUAGCAUUUUCAACAUUCUCAGAAAUGUACAACAAGUAUAAGAAGAAUGAUGACUUUAAAGUUGAUCGCGAGAGUCGAUUAAAACUGUUUUAUUACUCUGAAAUCUGCAAAUCAUAUCCAACAUUAAGAGCAGGCGGUAAUCUUGAUAAUAUUGGAAUUAGUGAAUUCUUAAAAGAUUUAGAAAAUCAACAGUUGUCAAUUGAUUUGCUUCAAAGGUUGUCUAAAGAUUUUGAAUGGAACUAUCAAAAAGCUUUAGUGAAGCAAGUUAAGAUUAUUUUGAGCCAACAAAACUUAGAGUUUGAGAUAACUAAGGAUGUUUUCGGAAAGGAUGAAGUUAUUAUUAAAACGAGCAUUGAAUCAAUUAAGAAACAGUGUAUGCCAUACGUACAAGAAAUUACUGAAUUAAGUGCAUUUGGAACGGAACUUGAAGCAUGUUUUAAGGAAGUUAAUGAUUAUUUUUAUGAACUUUCGUUAGCAAUUCUUGAUAUGAUUGAAAAUUUUAAGGAAUUAUCAAUGCAUCACAAACUAUACAAAAAUAUCUUGAUUCUAUUAAAGCACAAAUUAACUUUUAAACGUCGAUCAAUUGAUGGCGAUGAGCAUGAAUAUUGGAUGAACACUUAUGCAACAGAAAGCUCAGUGUUACCUGCAAUCUCUUCUUGGCGACUUCCAUUCAAAAUGAUAUUAGAAGGAAUUCCAGAAGAUAUAAUCUCAAAAGAUUUAAAUGUGGAAAAUUUCGAAAUUUAUUUUCCAUUAAUCCAACUUCAUACAGCACUUUUUAAGGCAGAUGAUAAUAUUGAUCCAAAUGAUAGAAUAGAAAAAUGUGCAUUAAGUGCAGCUAAAAAUUCAGUUCAAGAUAUGAGAAAUCAGUCGGAAGUAACAGUUGGAGCUCAGUGGAACUUAAAGCCAAGAAAUAAUGCAUUUUUGCAGACAGUCAAACGAAUGGUUACAUAUUUGGAGAAUAAAGGUAAAGCACUUGCAAUCUUAUACUUUAUAGUUACAAAUACUCCAAAUGGUUUUGAUCAAAUGGAAGCGGCUCAUGAAUGCUGGAAAUUUGCUACGAUGUAUGAGGAUGUGCUCCUACUUAAUACAAAAUAUUGUGAUCUAGUCGAAAAAGCUAAAAGGAAAUAUCCAUUAUUAAAAACACAACAUUUAUUGUACGCUUUUGGCUUAGCUGAAGAUAAGAUGCUACAAUUAAUUGAGAAUCCUCGGGUAUUAAUCCAUGCUUUAUAUCAACAUGAUUCAAUAUUACAGUCUCAAAAGAAAGAAAUUAACAAAUUGUGUGAGGAAGUAGCAAAUCUUUACAAUCUCGAUUUAAUGACAAUUCAAAUAGAAUUAAUUGGAAGCUGGUUGGCAUUUGCUGAAGUAUCUCAAUCUGAAAAUUGUGAUGGAAAUGAUACAGUUUAUGAGGACUUUAUGGGCGGAUGUUCGAGUAAUGAAGAAAAUGUUGUAAGUGAUGAAAAUGUCAUACGUGCUUAUUACAUUCUUGGGAGCUGGAAUAACGCCACAGCUUUGGACUUUUUGGCAUGUGAAAUGAGCACUGCAAAAGCUCACACUGAAAAUCAACUUCAAUUAUACGAAUGUUUUGCAAAGCUCAUUGAUGAAAAUAACUCGAAUUAUAUCGAAUUGGUAAACACCAAGAGAUUUCUCUUGUUUCGUGUCUGUCAUCUUUUGAAACUUCUCGGAUAUAACAUUAAACCUGAAAAGUUCGAAAGCUUUGACAAAAUUGAUUUGCUGAAAAAAGUUUGGACUGGACAUAAUAACAAUCCAAUAGGGCUUGAAGUAAUGGUUCUCAUCUGUUUGGGAUUUGAAGUUCAUAUUCCUCAAAUUUGGAACGGAAUUCUAAAGCAAAUGGUUAAUCACAAUAUGAUUAAACAUUUGAUAAUUUUGGUAGAAAUUCUCUCAGCAAAGACAAAAUUUCUGCAUUUGAGUAAUUUGAAGCUUGCAUGGGAAUAUGUCAUUCAAUAUCCUUUAAUUCUUGGCACAAAAGUUCAGAAUUUUGAGGAAGAUCAAAAGCUCUCAAAAGCAUUAGUUUCAUUGCAAAAAUGUCCAAUUUCAACAUUCCUGAGCAUGAAAAGUCUUGCCGAUAAAUUUAUUAGAUUAGAACGUCCACACAUGGCUGCAAUUUGCAUAGCUUUUUCCAAAGAUUCGGAACGAGAGGAAAUUAUCAACAUGUUAUUAGACUGCAAUAAACGUGAAUUAAGCAAGAACAUUGAAUAUCUAGAAGAAUUCGGAAUAGCUCCUAUAAUCACUAAAUCUGUUACUAUUGCUUUGAAUUUAUAG
This is a messenger RNA of Chironomus riparius, 6126 nucleotides long. Lineage: Eukaryota; Metazoa; Arthropoda; Insecta; Diptera; Chironomidae. The record is from the annotation of a GenBank genome assembly.